Messenger RNA from Penicillium brevicompactum, 1503 nucleotides. RefSeq lists its product as uncharacterized. The record is from RefSeq and is a predicted model, not a curated record. The coding region runs from base 1 to 1503 and encodes 500 amino acids. Lineage: Eukaryota; Fungi; Ascomycota; Eurotiomycetes; Eurotiales; Aspergillaceae. Gene Ontology annotation, biological process: tripeptide transport; allantoate transport; dipeptide transport. The transcript is spliced from 8 exons. Gene Ontology annotation, cellular component: plasma membrane. Gene Ontology annotation, molecular function: dipeptide transmembrane transporter activity; allantoate transmembrane transporter activity.
AUGGCAACGGACGCGCCCCCCGACAUCGGGGAAACCAAACCUGAUCUCGCGAAAGAGUGUGUCUUGGAGGACUCUGGUGUUGAGACUCUCGAUCCAGCUGCUGAAAAUAAAUUGGUUCGGAAAAUCGAUUGGCUUUUGAUGCCCAUCUUGAUCACCUCUUACGGCCUUCAGUUUCUGGAUAAGACCAGUCUCUCAUACAGCGCCAUUCUUGGAGUUCGAGAAGAUCUGAAUUUGGUAGGCCAACAAUUCAGUUGGACUUCCAGCAUUUUCUACAUUGGAUAUCUCGUGGCAUCAUACCCGAUUUCACUCGGCUUCGUGCGCUUCCCACUCGGGAAAUAUCUCAGCAUCUUGAUCUUUCUAUGGGGUGUCGUCUUGACUCUCCACGCCGUAACCGACAACUAUGGAAGCCUCAUGGCGCUGCGGACGCUGCUUGGUGUGUUUGAGAGCGCUAUAAGUCCAGGAUUUUCUCUUAUUACGGGAAUGUGGUACACUCCUCGGGAGCAUGUCUCACGACACUCUAUCUGGUUUGCAGGAAAUGCCCUUGCUGGAAUCGUCGGUUCUGCAAUUGCAUAUGGGCUUCUGAAGUACGAGGGAGAUUUUGCCCAGUGGAAGAUCUUGUUUCUGCUGUUUGGCCUCGUGACGGUCGCCUGGUCUGUCGUGACAUUUUUCUAUUUGCCCGACUCCCCACAGACUGCCAGAUUCCUCUCACCCGCUGAGCGCAAGUUUGCUGCGUUGCGUCCUUACAAGUACCAGAAAACCACUCAGACUAGAUCGUGGGACCGAGGUCAAUUUAUUGAGAGCAUGACCGACGUCAAGACAUGGUGGUUCUUCUUGUUCUCGUUUGUUAUUUGUGUGCCCAAUGGAGGCACAACGAGCUUUAACACCCUUAUCAUUAAUGGGUUUGGCUACGACAAAUUCCAAACCAUAUUGAUGGGACUUCCCGCGCCUGUCUUCCAGUUGACCACCGUCAUCCUCUCCGCAGUCCUGAGUUCCACAAUUCGCAAGUCUCGUCUGAUCAACCUUGUUUUGAUCUUCCUCCUAGCGCUAGCUGGAAUCCUAAUGGUCAAGCUCUUACCCCAGCAUGAGAAGCUAUCCCGACUUGCUGGGUUCUGGCUCGUCACGGCAAGCGCCCCAGCGUUCCCCCUCAUGCUGUCUCUGGCAGCAAGCAAUGUUGCAGGUUUCACAAAAAAGUCUACUGUUAUGGCCAUGAUCUUCCUAGCAUACUGCGCUGGAAACCUAGCCGGGCCACAGUUCUUCAAGUCAUCAGAGGCUCCCAACUAUCAUACUGCCUAUACGACAAUCGUCAUUUGCUAUGCCAUUACUAUUGCUCUGGUCGUUGGCUUCCGAUUCUACCUGAUGUGGGAAAACGCUCGCCGAGACAAGGAGCAGGGUAUAAAGAUCGAUCCAGAAGAGACCCGUCGCAUUGCGCUGGAUACCGACGAGAACGUACUUCAAGUGGACCAGACAGAUAAACAGAACCGAUCUUUCCGGUAUGUUCUAUAG